This is a messenger RNA of Aureobasidium vineae, 1077 nucleotides long. NCBI's taxonomy places the organism in Eukaryota, Fungi, Ascomycota, Dothideomycetes, Dothideales, Saccotheciaceae. The record is from the annotation of a GenBank genome assembly.
AUGUCUCUCGUCGCUGGUCCCGGACGUGGAGGAGUCUUGUCUGACCUCCCCGCCGAACUCCAGCUCUACGCCCAGAAACACGUCGAUUACAUCCAGUCCCUCGACACGGUCCGCAGCCAUUGUCCCCGAUCGCAUGCGCUCCUUACUGACGCCCGAAACAGNCGGAAGGAUGAACUCGAAUACUGGCUCACCGACCACUUGCGCAUGAGUGGCAUCUACUGGGGCAUCACUCCGCUCUACCUGCUCGGCCAACCCGAUGCCUUGCCCAGAUCCGGCUUGCUGGACUUUGUUUUCUCCUGCCUACACGAGAACGGCGGCUUCGGUGCCGCGCCUGGCCACGACCCACACAUGCUGUACACCGUCAGUGCCGUUCAGAUACUUGCUACCCUAGACGCCUUCGCCGAGCUAGAGCAAAGGGUACCUGGGGGCAAGGAUCGCAUAGGUCGCUUCAUCGCUGGCCUACAGAAGCUCGACAACGGCACUUUCGCUGGUGAUGAAUGGGGCGAGACCGAUACACGAUUUCUUUACGGUGCGUUCAAUGCCCUUUCCCUGCUUGGCUUGAUGCAUCUGGUCGAUGUCGACAAGGCCAUAGAACAUGUACAGUCCUGCGCAAACUUCGAUGGCGGCUACGGGACAGGCCCAGGAGCAGAGUCUCAUUCGGGUCAAGUCUUUACAUGCGUUGGAACGCUCGCUAUCGCAGGCCGCCUGGACCUUGUCGACAUUGACAAACUCGGUGGCUGGCUUAGUGAGAGACAGCUUCCUAAUGGUGGCCUCAACGGCAGACCAGAAAAGCUCGAAGAUGUGUGCUACAGUUGGUGGGUUGUGAGCAGUCUGGCAAUGAUCGAUAGAAUCCACUGGAUCGAUCAGACGAAGCUGGCAGAGUUCAUUUUGAAGUGCCAGGACCCAAACAUGGGCGGCAUUUCAGACCGAGCAGGCGAUAUGGUCGACGUUUUCCACACGCACUUCGGUAUUGCUGGUCUCAGUCUGCUGAAAUACCCAGGGCUGCAAAAGAUUGACCCAAUUUACUGUAUGCCCAAAGACGUGACUGACCGUAUACUCGAACGGACAAGUAAGUAG